AUGUGUUUCUUUUUCUUAGAAGACCUUGAUCGAACACUGGGUGAAUAUGAUUAUGGUAGUAUGAUUGUUCCAUCAUUAAAUCAUUCUGAAGAUUGUAUAUCAAUGUCAAAGCAACAGAACGAAAAUCUUUCAAAUGGAUCUGGUGGUUCUAUUCAAUCGAAAAAUAAACCAUUAGUUCCUGAACGUGAUUCUUCUCUAUAUGAUUGUUUUUCUUCAUCACAAAAUCAACAAGGAUAUAAUACUUUUCGACCAUUAAAUCAUGGAUCACCUUCAACAACAAGUGUACCAAAUUUAUCAUCAACAACAAAUAUUCGACGUAAUUCAAAUUCAUCAUCAAAUGAAGCUGAUGAAGAAUCAUCUUUAUCUUCAUUGAACAGUAAUCAUGUUGUACCAACAAAUCAAAUAUCGAUUGAAGAAAAUAGUACUACUAUUUAUAUGACUCCUUGUUUAUCUAUAAAUACAACAAAUAUGUCUACUUUUAAAACAACAAAUUUAAAUCUUCUACCACCAAAACCAAGUGAUAUUAAAAAACGAUCAAAUAAUCGAAAACAAAUCAAUACAACACUUAAUUCAAAUAAUAAUAAUAAUAUUGUAUCAAUCGCAAUAGAGAAUGAAAAUUAUUCUACUCUUGCUCCUCCUCCUCCUCCUCCUCCGCCACCACCACCACCAUUUCCUAUUAAUUUUGAUGUACCAAUUAGAAUUGAAUAUCAAACUUCAUCAAAAUAUGAAUCUAUAACAAUGACACCAGAUUUUCAAUCACAAAUUGAACAAGCAAAAACUCGUUUAAAAAAAGUUAAUCUUGAAACAUUAUCACAGAAAAAAAUUAUUAAAUCAGUUCAUCAUCGUGAAUUGAAAAAUAUUGUAAUCGAGGACACAACUCAUUUAAAUGGCUUUCCUCCUCCUCCAUCUCCGACUACACUUCGUCGUUCAACUCCUCCAGUAGUAUCAUCAUCUCAACGAAAUUCAACAGUAGCGGAUCCGAGAACAGAUGUGAAUUUUUCUGCUGUUAUUGCUCAGCGUGCAGCAGAAUCAAAAGCUCGUCGUCAUGAAAAUCCAUUAGGACUUAGCUUUAGUUCGAAUGGUUUACCACCGUCAACAACUUUUUUUAAUAAUUGUGUUACAACAAAUGGUGUUCAUCAAAAUUUAACAACCAAUGGUUCAUCAUGUCCACAACGAUUUAGUGCUACAGCAAAUCAAUUACUUGAGAAUCUCAAACGUCGUGGUGGAAGUACAUCAUCGACGGGUUCUCUUGUUAAACAUUAUAAUCAACAACAAUCUUCAUAA
This is a messenger RNA of Rotaria sordida, 1284 nucleotides long. Lineage: Eukaryota; Metazoa; Rotifera; Eurotatoria; Philodinida; Philodinidae. The record is from the annotation of a GenBank genome assembly.